Asterias rubens (European starfish) is the source of this 3775-nucleotide messenger RNA. RefSeq names its product rho-related GTP-binding protein RhoN-like. The transcript is spliced from 5 exons. NCBI's taxonomy places the organism in Eukaryota, Metazoa, Echinodermata, Asteroidea, Forcipulatida, Asteriidae. Gene Ontology annotation, molecular function: GTP binding; GTPase activity. Bases 163 to 921 code for a protein of 252 amino acids. Gene Ontology annotation, biological process: cell migration; small GTPase-mediated signal transduction. The record is from RefSeq and is a predicted model, not a curated record.
GCAAGCCACAGAGAGAAACAACGCAAGUUAUCGUCUGCUCAACCAGUCAGCUACUACCAAAACAUUGCAGUUCAUCGGGAAAAUAUUUUGUGUGAGAGCUGGUACAGCGAACUUAAUUCUAGGCUUUAUUUUACAAUUUGGAAACAGACAAACUUUGCCAAAAUGCGUCGGCAACGUUCUAUGAUGGUUUUGAAUGAAGUUGUCCGGAAUAAACUCGUUGUUGUCGGGGACACAGGCUGUGGAAAGUCUGCGUUGCUCAACACAUUUCUGGGUCACAAGUUCACAGACAUCUACUCUCCAACCACCUUUGAGAGUUACUCGUCAACAAUGGAAAUAAACAAAUAUAGAAUAGAUCUGACUAUCUGGGACACAUCAGGUAAACCUGAAUACGACAGCGUUCGACCGCUCUCAUACCAAGAGAUUACAACAACUCUGAUAUGUUAUGAUAUCAGCCAGCCUCACACACUACAGAGUGUCCUUAACAAGUGGUACACAGAGGUACGUAAGCAUUGUCCAAACUGUCCUAUCAUCCUCGUUGGUUGCAAGAUGGAUCUAAGGAGUAACAUUCAGGUCAUGGCUGAACUAUCAAAAGACAGAAGAAUUCCAGUUUCUCAUGACAAGGGAGCCAAAGCAGCAACACAGAUUGGCGCAGCGGCCUACGUAGAAUGCUCUGCCCGCACAAGUCCAACAACAGUCCAGGAAGUCUUUGAGAUGGCCUCCCUAGCCACCAUGGGGAAAUUGAAACUACAAAAGUCCUACAUUGACCUCCCGUCGGCAUGCAAAGGAGGCACCUUCCCCAUCAACACAUCCUCACUAAGACGUCUCAGCAUCCGUAAGAAGAGUGAGCCAAAGAUCCCUCCUCCAGUACGGGUGAAGGCUGUGGUAGUCGAGAGAGAGUCAAGAGGAUGCGUUGUCAUGUAAACAAACUGUUCGAGCCACCUUCUAAAUAUCAACUCAGUCAUCAGCCAUAUAGACGAUGACAUCAUGCUCGGAUGAGUCACAGACUUUUAAGUGAGUCCAUCACAGAUCUCUGCCAUGGAACAGCCACAAACGAGUUGGGUUUUUAAUCCACUAUUUAUUGUGAUUCAUAGGACAUACAAGAGAGGCUUUUGGAUGUCUAUGGGUUUUUUUAAUGGAAUAAAAACACCUCAGCAGAGGUUGGUGUCAACAAUCACAGCACUACGUGCAUCCGAGAAAUGUGAUUGACUGAACUUUUAUUUAUACAAUUGUGGAAACUUCUUUGACCUAUGACCUGCCUAAGUUAUCCAGAAUAAGUGUAGAACAAUAAUGAUGGAAUGAGUGCAUUGAGCCAGUUGCCAUGUUACCAUAGGAACCAGACGUUGCUUUGAACAUACUCUACAGCAGACAGUUGCUAUGGGAACCUGCUCAACAAAGCCAUUUUUACCAUGGCAAUGUGAUAUCAUCCAUGGGCACUCAACCUCAUUUAUAAAUGAGUUGAAUAUAUAAAGCUGCUUAUCAAGGCCUAUGUAAGACAAAAUGUAUCUGGUCUCCUGUUUAAAGCUGUUUAAUAUGCUAUAAAGACUUUUAAAUACAGGAAGAAAAAAAAACAGGAUGUGUUUCCUGUGGUAAACAAUAAGUGACGCACUUACAUGAUGUACAUCUCAGCAUUUAGUGGUAUAUACUACAAACAAAAUCCACACAUUAUUGCAGCCUGCGAUUAAUUUAUAUUCAGUAGAUGUGUAACGGUGCUAAUACAUGUACAUUUAAACUAAGAAAGUUGAGGGACAGAAUAAAAAAUACAUGGUACACGUACAUUGGUUGGGCCAUCCUGCUACAUGUACACUGUACUUGUAUAGCAAUCCUUUUAUACACAGGGAUAAGUUGUACAUGUUAAUAUAGUGAUGUUGGUUUUGUUAGCGAAGUCACAUAUUCAACCCACAAGGAAUUGGAAAAGAAAUCUUUAUCAAACAAACAUCUCUGGAUCAAAACAAAAUUGGUCCCAGUAAAUGUAGCUCCCUCUACUGGCAGGAGUGAUGAAGAAAGAAAAAACAGCAUCGCCAAAUAAAGACUAGCAGUUAGCUCGGUGGACAAUUAUUAUAGUGACAAUCAAUUUUUUUUAAAUUCUGUUGUUUUAAGAGAAGCUAGGGGGAUAGGCUCUCAUUCCAAAUCUUGAAAGUUAAUUUUUAACGCUCUACACUGGUUAAAUCUCUGGUGUUUUCGAUUGAUGUCGCCUACUGUCUAAAAUGUUUAGUCUGUACAGUACAAAUCUUGCCAUGCUCCUUACAAUAGAAAUCAUCAUUUUUACCUUACUAAACCUUGAGGUAGAACCAUUCAAAUACUACCAAUCUAACCACUGAUUUCACAAUGACUAGAAUAAAUAUUGUCGUCUUAUUUCUGAAUCAUAAUUUGUUGAUUUGUGCAAUUCAUAAUCACAGGCGUUAAACCAAUGUUGCCAGCAUUGCAUUUAUAUCCACUUUGUGGGAGUUUGCCCAGUUCCCUCGACUAGAAGAUCUUCUAAACAAACAAACAAACAAUAGGAUGGUAUGAUACCUCACUUGGCAACUUGCCUUUUGGGUUACUAAAACUGCGAAACCGUAAUUGUUAAAAACACUCAUUAAAUGAGAUCAAUACACUUUCAAAAUGGGCUAAUGUAGUUUUUGAUCAUGUGAAUGUAACUUAAUUUGAUACUUAUAACUGGUUGUAAUUGCUACCUUCACAUUCAUGACAAUACAUGUUUAAAAUCUGGGCUUUUCAAAAAAAAAGUUUUUUAACACUAAAAACUUCCCUAAAUUUCCUAUCUUUUAAAAGUCUGCAGAGAUAAUCUCAAUAACAGAGUAACAAAUUUCAAAGAAGACAAACACUGAAAUGUUUAAAAUAUUGUGCAAUAUAGCAGAUGGUUGUGUUUUUCAGAGUCCCUGGAUGAAAAGUUCAGGGCUGAUUUCAACUAUUUCACAAUUCAAGGACUUGGCCAAUACUCACCAGCACAGAAUCUGAUUAUAAUCUAUAAUCCAAACUUCCUGUUGAUUGUCUUUAUCCGAAUGAAUAAUUUAUAGCUGAGAACACAAGUGUACACAAGGCCUGGAAUUACACGAAGGCUGAGGCCUCUGUUUCCCCACGUGUUGGCCUUGGUGCCCCUUCGAAUGUUUUCCAUUGACUUUGCAAAAUGAAAGUGGCCUUGCCCUUUGAAAGUUUGGGUACUGAUCUCAGAAAAACUUGAUUGGUAUCUCAAAAUUCACAAUCAUUGCCAUCAAAUCAAUAAAUCAUUAAAUCCUUUACCAAGGUUUCUGUUUUCAAACAGGGUUUUUUCCCAGAAAUAAAUGAAGAGCGAAAACUCAUUUUAAAAUGAUGAUUUAAACAAUUUUUACAAUUUAGAAAAAGGUUUUGUCAAAUUCAGCUCAGUUUGCUGCAAUGUAGAAAAUGCAUGAGAUUGAGAUUAUUAAAAAUGAAUGGGAUCUGGGCCCCUGUGCAUGUAAAAUACUGAGUGAGUUUUGCAUAAUUGACAAAUUUGGGUAUAAAAACGAUACCUUGACAUUGAUUGUGAUUCACUGUAAAUGGUUUUUUGUGACUUAAAAGUUUAUUUAGUAUAUUAUUUCAGUGUAAACAAAAAGAAAAAACAAAUGCUCACAUGAUGUUGUUCUCAGUGCAACAAAGUUGGAUAGACCGUGUAACCUGUGACAUUACAUGAUUACAAAAGAGACUGGAUUGCCUGCAGGCACAAACUGUACACAGUGAAAUCAUAGAAAAUAUUUAUUAAGAUUGCAUUGUCUGAGUUUUAUCUAUUUUUGGUGUGAAAAAAGGGGAACCUCUCAAAACU